AUGCUGCUGCUGGGGCUACGAAACUGCUGCGUUGGAGGUGGAAAGGUGGUGCUGUGUUGGCAGCAGCAGCGGCUGCAGUGGGACUGUCAGCAAUACCAGAAAUCUGCAGCAGCGACAGGUGCUACCUCCCUCGCUCCUACCUCCCUCCCUUGUGCUGCUGCUGGGGCUACGAAAGAGCUGCGUUGGAGGUGGAGAGGUGCUGCUGUGUUGGCAGUGACAGUGGAGUGGAGGAGCAAAAGAGAUAGCCAGCAACAAAAUGAGGGGCAGCAGCAGAAGAGAAGGCCAUUGGUGACACCAGCGGUGGGAGCAGCAGUGGGAGCAGCAGUGGGAGCAGCUGAUGCUGCCUCACUCCCGUGUGCUACUGCAGUUGAGCAGAAAAGACGACUAGGCAGCUGCUGGGAGCAGAAGAGAAGGCCAGGUGCUAUCUCCCUCGCUUCUACCUACCUCCCGCCCAUGAGCUGCAUCAGAGGAGGAGCAGAGGCGAUGCAUCAGGGGAGGAGGAGCAGAGGAGAUGCAUCAGACGAGGAGGAGAUGGAGUAUAGGUGGAGCAGAGGAGGUGGAGAAGCAAAGGAGUUGGCUCAGCUGAGGAGCAGCAGAAGAGGAGACGAGGAGGAAAGUAGCGAUGGAGCAAAGAAGCACAGUGCCCUGUGCCUGCCUCUUCCCAUUUCACAGCAGCACAGGAGACGGAGCAGCAGAGGAGACGGCGCAGCAGAGGAGACGGCGCAGCAGAGGAGAGGAAGGAGAGCCAAAGGAGAUGAUGGAGAAGAGGAAGGAGAUGGAGCAUUGGAGAGACAUGGAGCAGAGGGCACGGAGGAGAAGGCACGGAGGGGGGAAGGCCAAAGGAGCAGAGGAGCAGAGAACCGCACAGCUGUGAUUCCCCCCAACUCUGCUGGGCGCACGGAGGGGAGAAGGAAUGGAGGGGAGAAGGCAUGGAGGGGAGAAGGCACGGAGGAGAGAAGGAAUGGAGGGGAGAAGGCAUGGAGGGGAGAAGGCACAGAGGAGAGAAGGCAUGGAGGGGAGAAGGCAAGGCGCGGAGAAGGCACAGAGGCGCGGAGAAGGCACAGCACGGAGAAGGCACAGAGGCACGGAGAAGGCACAGCACGGAGCAGGCACAGAGGCACGGCUGCGCGGGUGGGAAGACGGAGGAGCAGCGAUAGGAGCAUGAGAAGGGAAGAUCUGCUGAACUUUCCCAUCUCCCGGAACGAGGCUUUCCUGGCGCUGUGGAGGGAAUGGCAACGCGAAAAGAAACGACUUGCCGCAUGGGGCCCUCCCAGCUGGGCUACGCUUUCCCAGCUGCUGUUGCGUGUCAGGAGGAGUGCAAGCCAGUCCACGGGCGUGAAAGCAAAGUCGACGCCAUUAGCUGCUGCAGCAGGGGAGCAGAGGAGACGGCUGGACUGCCAUCAGCAGCAGCAGGGGGAGCAGAGGAGACGGCUUGCUGCCUGUGCUCAUGGAAAGUAA
Molecule: messenger RNA, 1458 nt
Organism: Closterium sp. NIES-65
Lineage: Eukaryota; Viridiplantae; Streptophyta; Zygnematophyceae; Desmidiales; Closteriaceae
Source: the annotation of a GenBank genome assembly